Hippopotamus amphibius kiboko is the source of this 1808-nucleotide messenger RNA. RefSeq names its product GTPase IMAP family member 5-like. The coding region runs from base 91 to 1029 and encodes 312 amino acids. The transcript has 3 exons. The record is from RefSeq and is a predicted model, not a curated record. Gene Ontology annotation, molecular function: GTP binding. Lineage: Eukaryota; Metazoa; Chordata; Mammalia; Artiodactyla; Hippopotamidae.
CCCCGGCAGGGGACAGGAGCUGCGACCACCCAGAAGGAACAUGGCUCUGAGAGCAUUUACUGUCUGAGCACCUGGGUCCCACCAGGCACCAUGCGCAAGAGAAUGGAAGGGCUUCAAAGGAGCAGAUACGGGAGUAUGGCCGAAGGCGAGAUAGAACACAAGUGGUCUGCAGCCUCGUCCUCACUGAGGAUCAUCCUGGUGGGCAAAACAGGCAGCGGGAAAAGUGCCACCGGGAACAGCAUCCUCUGCCAGCAGGUGUUUGAGUCCAGGCUGGGGGCCCAGUCGGUGACCCAGAGGUGUCAGGGGGAGACCGGCACGUGGAAUGGCAGGAGCGUCCUGGUGGUGGACACGCCCUCCAUCUUUGAGGCCAGGGCCCCGGACCGAGCGAUGUACGAGAACAUCGGGGACUGCUACCUGCUCUCGGCCCCGGGGCCACAUGUGCUGCUGCUGGUGACCCAGCUGGGGCGCUUCACCGAGCAGGACAUGGUGGCCGUGACCAGGGCGAAGGAGGUCUUUGGGGCCAGAGCCCUGAGACACAUGAUCGUCCUCUUCACCCACAAGGAGGACUUAAUGGAAGAAUCCUUGGAUGACUAUGUGGCAAACACGGACAACCUCAGGCUUAGGGCGGUGAUCCGGGAGUGCGGGCGGAGGUACUGCGCCUUCAACAACCGGGCCUCCGGGGACGAGCAGAGGGAGCAGCUGGCCCAGCUGAUGGGCGUGGUCGAGGGGCUGAAGAGGGAGCACCAGGGCGCCUUCCUCAGCAACGACCUCUUCUUUGAUGCACAGCUGCUGCAGCAGGGCGGGGGUGACGCCCGUGCAGAAGGUUACACGCGCUACCUGGCCAAGGUGCGGUCACAGGUUGCAAAGCAAACGCAAGACCUGAAAGAGGCCCAGAGAAACUGUGCCUUCAAGGCACUCCUCCGAGUCAAAAACUGGGUCAUUUUUCACAUCGGAAUAUUUGUGGUUCUUAUAUGCGUCUUGAUUUUUCUUGCCAUUUUAAUUAUCUUGCAUAUUACUCAUGUACUCUGAGCAUUUUCAGAUGAUACCUGCUAUUGGCUUCCAUUUUUUCAGAGUCAGCACUUCUGUCUGUGUUGAUAAGGAAUUUUACUUGCUUUUUACAUAAUUUUGCUUUCAAUUUUCCCUUCCUUGCACCAGACAAGCCAUCCAUUUUCUUCAGUUGCUUUUUAUUUUCCAUCCACCUGACCCAUCUAUGGAUCAGUCCAGAGCAGCCUGUUGCCCAGUGUCUGGAAACAGUUCUUUUAUGCUGGUGGACCUCAGAAAACCUGCAGGUUUGCUUACAGACCACCACAACAAAGUGCCUAUCAAAAGUGUCACACCAAGUUUUUGGUUUCCUAGUGCACAAAAAUUAUGUUUAUGCUAUAGUGUAGUCUAUUACGUGUGCAAUAGCAUGUUGUCUAAAAAACAAUGUACAUACCUGAAUUUAACAUUAUUGCUAACCAUCAUCUGAGCCUUCAGUGAGUCAUAAUCUUUUUGCCUCCAUGUCAGUGGCUGCUGACUGAUCAAGGUGGUGGUUGCUGAUGUUUGGGGUGGCUGUGGCAAUUCCUUAAGAUAAGACAGCAAUGGCGUUUGCGGCAUCAAUUGACUCUUCCUUUCACAAAUGAUUUCUCUGUAGUACACAUUGCCAUCUGAUAGCUUUUACCCACCAUAGAACUUCUUUCUAUGAAUGGGUAGAAAGAAGAAUUGCAAUCAAUCCUCUCAAACUCUGCUAUUGCUUUAUCAAUUAAAUGUAUGUAAUAUUCUAAAUCCUUUGUUGUCAUUUCAACAACCUUCACAGCAUCCUCACCAGG